AUGGAAAAGGUAUUUGUAAAAGAUGAAAUUUAUAAAUACCCUACCAAAAUAAUUUGUGACUUUAAAAAAUGUCAAAAAGAAUCAACAAAUAGUGAUGAUUUUCAUUUUUGUCUUCAAUGUAAUGGAGAUAGAAUUAUUUGUAAAUCAUGUGCAACUAGACAUCAGGAUGAAUCAGAACACCAAACAAUUCCUUAUGAAGAAUUUAAAAGGGUUACUUUUUUUCUUAAAUAUCAAAAAUUCACACAAGGCUACAAUGAUAUUGUAAAAUAUGAUAGAUCAAUGGAUUUAAAAAAUAAACUUUUGUUUGUUAAUACUAAAACAAAGACAAUUGAUCAUGGAUACAAAUGGGGUCAAAUUGGAUUAUCAGAUAAAGAUCCAUUUUUAGUCGAUAGUUUUAUUGGUUCUAGUGGCUCAGGUAAAUCAACCACAAUUUGUAACUUGACAAAAACUUGCGAUCAUCCAAUUCCUGGUGGUGAUUCAAUUACAUCAACCUCUUCAGAUUUAAAUUCAUUUAUUGGUGAAACUGUUGGUGAAGAAAAGUUUAAAUAUGUAAUUAUUGAUUCUGAAGGAAUCAAUGGAACAUUUUCUCAAAAAACCAAUGAUUUAAAAGAAAGAAAUGAAAAAAAAGAAAAAGAUGAGAAAAAUGAAUCAUUAUUAAUAAAGGCUGAUAUUAGAAGUAAAUAUGUCCAAUCAUCUUAUCCAAGAUUAUUAUAUUUAUGUUCAGAUGUUUUUGUUUUAACAUUUUAUGGUGAUGCCAGAAAUAGAGGUGAUGUUAUUGAUAGUUUACUUGAAUUUUCUUCGGUUGCAGCUGAUAGUGCAAAUAAUCCAUGUAGUCCACAUUUAAUCAUUUUAUUUAAUAAUUCUAAUAAAAAUAAAGAAUAUGAUGAUAUGAAAUAUGCCAAGAAAGAAUAUUUUAAGGAUUAUUUUCAUGGUUCAAAAGAGAUAGAAACACGUUUUCAAUCAGUUUCAAUCAUUUUCUUACCAAAUAUUAAUGGAAAGGAAUUAGAUUCUUUUAAUAGAUAUCAAAGUCAAUUUAAAAAAUUGGAAGAAACUAUUAGUGAAAAGGUUUUAGAAUCUUUAAAAUUUAAAAAUAAUAGAACUCCAAAAAUUUCUGUUGAAAAAUCAAAAUGUAUGAAAAGAAUUUCAAAUUUAACUAAUUUCUUUAGUAAAAAUCCAAUAGGUUCACCCGAUUUAGUUAAAUUAAAUUGUACUGGAAUUAUUGAUGAUUUUUCAAAUUUUCAAGAACCAAAAUCAACAAAUAAAAUUUUUAGAAAUUUCACUUCAAAUAAUAGUAAUGAUAAUAAUAAUAAUAAUAAUAAUAAUAAUAAUAAUAAUAAUAAUAAUAAUAAUAAUAAUAAUAAUAAUAAUUAUAUUAAUUUUAAUGCAGAUGAAGAUUUGCCAAGUUCUUCUUCUUCUUCAAAUAAAAUUGGGAAUAUGUCACAUUACACAUUUUCUGAUUCAUCAAUUAAAUCCAUUCAAAAUCUUUUAGGAACACCAAUAACAUUUUCAAUAAAUUCAGAAGAAUCUUAUUUUGAACCAGAUAUAUUAAAGGAUAGAGAGGCAAAUAUCAGUAAUAAAACAACAACUACAACUACUUCAUCUAAUAAUAAUAAUAAAAAUCAUAAUAAUAAUAAUAAUAAUAUUAAUAAUACUAAUAAUAAUAAUAAUAAUUAUAAUAAUAAUAAUAAUAAUAAUAAUAAUAAUAAUAAUAAUAAUAAUAAUAAUAAUAAUAAUAAUAAUAAUAAUAAUAAUAAUAAUAAUAAUAAUAAUUAUAUUGAUAAAACACAACUAGAAGAAAGACCAAUAGUAGAUGGUCUUUUUCAAACUAAUCCAGACUUAGAUAAUUUACAUCAAAAUCAUAAAUCUGGAAGUGAAGAAUCAACUUUGCCAAUUUAUUCAAAAAAUCAAGAACAUUCUUUGACAGAUCAAAUGAUAAAUUUACAUGCCAACUACUUAUUUGAAUUCUUUUUAAUAAAUUAUUAUUAUUUUGUUGAAACAUUUAAAUGUAAUUCAAAAGAAUCAAAAAGUUACACCCAUUGUCCAGAGUAUUCUAAAAAAUUGCAUCCACGUUUUGAAAGCAUAUUAGAACUAGUAUCAGGUGAAAUACAUGGGAUGGUACCGUGUGGUUCAAAAAAUGUACAUGGCUAUUCAUGUACAAAUUUUAGGGGUACUCAUACAAAGCAUAUAUCAAGUGAAACAUAUAAACCCAAGCACACUGAAAUAUUUGGCUCUUUUUUUAACCAAUCAGAAGUAAGAUAUACAUGGGAUGGAGAAUUUGAUGAAUCAGUAAAAUAUGAUGAUUUAUCAUUAUUAUUAAGUAAUCACCUCUCUGGUAAAGAAACAAUUAAACAAGUUUUCAUUGGCCAUGCAACAACAAAUCAAGGUGUUUGUUUUGGUUGUUGUUUAAAUUCUCCAUAUAUAGAAUAUAAAUGUGGACAUUUUCUAUGUUUAGAUUGCUCACUUGGUAUAUUUUCUCAAAUGCCUGAUCGACCUAAAGAUGAAUGUAGAGUUCCAGGAUGUUAUGGGGAUAGAGAAUAUAUAUUAAAGGAAAUAGAUUUUAUUAAAACAAUGGGUGCAAGAGUUCUAUCAUUGGAUGGUGGAGGAGUUAGAGGUAUAUUACAUUGCAAUGUUUUACAAGAAAUACAAAAGCAACUAUAUGGUAUUCAUAUUUCAAAAUUGUUUGAUUUAAUUGUUGGUACAUCUGCAGGUGGAUUAGUUGCUUUACAACUUGCAUCAACUGAGAAAACACUACCAGAAUUAGCUAUAUCAUUUGACAUUUUGGCAAAAAAAGGUUAUGAAAGACCUACAUUGGGUAUUAUUACCCAUAUAUUUGGAAAACCCAAAUAUAAAAGAAAAAAACUAAAAGAAUGUUAUAAAACCAUUUUAAAUGACAAAUUUUUAUCAAUUUCAUUUCCAAAAAUAAGGGCUGCAGUUGUAACUGUAACACAAGAGUCUGGUGAUUUUGAUGAGUGUAUAUUUUCAAAUUAUCAAAAAAAAACAUACCCAUCAAAAUGUUCAAAACAAACACAUUUUAUAUCUGGUUCAAAAGUAACUGACGCAGCUGAAGCCACAUCAGCUGCACCUAAAUAUUUCAGAACAUUUGAAUAUAAUAGUCGUCAAUUUCUUGAUGGUGGUUUAAAGAAUAAUAAUCCUUGUAAAGUUGCAAUGAAAGAGUAUAAAGAUAUGUGGCCUUGUAGAAACUUAGACACGUUAGUUUCACUUGGUACUGGUGAUUUCCCAUCACCAGAAAAUCAAAAAAAUAACAUUUUUAAAGUUGGUGAUCAGGAAUAUAAUCUUUUAACACAAUCUAUAAAUUCUUGGAGAGAAGUUCAUGAAAUUUAUUAUGGUUUCAUAUGGGAAGGUAAAAAUUCAUUUAGGUACAAUCCAAGUUUCCAGAAAUCAAUUGGUUUGGAUGAAAUGGAUGAUAAUACAAUGAAUAUUUUAAAACAAAAAGUAAACAUUGAAAAUGAUCCAACUGUACAUUCAAUUAUAAAGAAAUCUUUAUCAUCAUUAUUUUACAUUGAUGAUUUAAUUUUUAAUAAAUCUAAAAAAGAAUUAACUGGUAAUAUAAAAUGUAGACUUGAUAAAAUUCCAAUCGAAAUAAUUAAUCAAUUAAAAAAAGGUUCAGCUUUUGUAUUAAAGUAUUCAAACAAUGAUAAAAAUUUUCAAUAUUUUUCUCCUUCACCUCCACACCCAAAUAAUCAAUUAAAUAAUUUUUCAAAUCCAUUCAUAAUCAAAAAUCCACCAGAUAUAAUUGAUAUCUUAUGUACUAUGGUUGCAAAAAAUAAUAUUAAAAAUGAUACUUCAAUUUCAGGUAAUCCUUUUUCAAUAAAUAAUGGUAUAGAGAAUUCAUUCAUAACUACUAAAAAUUAA
This is a messenger RNA of Dictyostelium discoideum AX4, 3873 nucleotides long. RefSeq names its product patatin family protein. Bases 1 to 3873 code for a protein of 1290 amino acids. Gene Ontology annotation, cellular component: cytoplasm. Gene Ontology annotation, molecular function: hydrolase activity. The transcript has 3 exons. The record is from RefSeq and is a predicted model, not a curated record. Gene Ontology annotation, biological process: lipid catabolic process; lipid metabolic process. Lineage: Eukaryota; Evosea; Eumycetozoa; Dictyosteliales; Dictyosteliaceae.